UCAUUAGCUCGACCAAGCACCAAGGAAGAGGAAAGAAACCUCUCAACUCAUCCUCCAUAGCCACCAAAUUCGAGAUCAAGCUUAAGUGCCCAAAGAAGGAAGAUUAAAGAGGGAAAAAGUUGGGAAAAGUGUGAAGAAUUAAGGCACUUGUAAAAGGCAUUUAAAGUGAUUUCACAAAGUUGGAAAAGUCGCCGGAGUUGUCGCCGGAGUUUCACCGGAGUUCAACCAAGAGGGGUAGAACUUCAUAACGCUAGUUCAAGUUAGGUUGACUCGCGGGUGACGUCACUCGAUUAUACGGCGGUUAUACACGCGCUUGGAUUGCGGUAUGGGGCGUGACAAGAAAUUUCAAACGGCGAUGAAAAUACUUGAUAAUGUCCCAAAUAUGACUCUUAAAUCUCUAUAUAACACGCAUUGGGAGAGUCGGAUAAAAAGUGUCAAAGCUAUUAGAUUCCAAGCUCCACAAAUAAGGUUGGCUUUGUUUGAAGUAUCCAAAUCAUGUGAUGAUGCUAAAUCAAAGAGUGAAACAGAAAGUUUGGACACUGAUUGCUAUCCAAAUGCUUCCAUUGCUUAUCGGAUCUUGUUGACCACACCGGUGACAGUAGCAUCCACAGAGAUGAGUUUUUCUAAGCUGAAACUACUGAAGGUCUAUCUGCGGUCUUCGAUGUCCCAAAAAAGGCUAAAUGGCUUAGCGAUUUUAUGCAUCAAGUAAGAGAUGUUGGGAAGUAUUAAUCUUGAUACUAUUAUAGAUGAUUUUGCCUCUAAAAAUGUUCGAAGGAAUAUCUUUUUGUAAAUUGUGUUGUUAUUUGAUGAAAGACUUGCAUUACUUUGUAUGUUCAAAAUUGUUGAUAUGUAGUUAAGCUUUUGCAAUAUAUU
Cuscuta epithymum is the source of this 873-nucleotide messenger RNA. NCBI's taxonomy places the organism in Eukaryota, Viridiplantae, Streptophyta, Magnoliopsida, Solanales, Convolvulaceae. The record is from the annotation of a GenBank genome assembly.